AUGCCUUACCCCGAGUCGCACUAUCUCAGCCCUAUCUGGCGCGAUGAUCUGUUCAAGGGUCGCGUCGUCUUUGUGACGGGUGGUGCUGGCACCAUCUGCAGUAUGCAGACGAGGGCGCUUGUGCGUCUGGGUGCCAAUGCCUGCAUCAUUGGACGUAACGUGGAGAAGACGGACCAAGCUGCCAAGGACAUUGCGACUGUUCGCCCUGGCGCAAAGGUCAUCGGCAUUGGAGGCUGCGAUGUCCGCAAGGUUGAGAGUCUGAAGGAGGCUGCCGCCCGCUGCGCAAAGGAACUAGGCGGUAUCGACCUUGUCAUUGCCGGAGCAGCAGGCAACUUUCUCGUCUCCAUGGAAGGCAUGAGCUCCAACGCGUUCAAGACCGUCAUGGACAUCGACGUGCUGGGUACCUUCAACACCAUCAAGUCUACCAUGCCCUACCUCCUCAAAAGCCCCGACGCACGCAUCAUCUGCGUCUCCGCCACUUUCCACUACACCGGCAUGCCCAUGCAAGGCCACGUAGCGGCCGCCAAGGCAUCUGUUGACUCCCUCAUGGCAUCUGUGGCCCUGGAAUACGGUCCGCGUGGCGUCACGAGCAAUGUCAUCUCCCCUGGUGCCAUUGCCGACUCCGAGGGCGCUUCCCGGCUGCUGUCAGACGAUGAGGCUUCCCUCAAGAACCACGCCAAACUUACCCCCACCGGGCGUCUGGGAACCGUCAAGGAUAUUGCUGAUGCUACGGUGUACCUGUUCAGCCCUGCUGGCUCUCACGUAAACGGGCACGUGUUGGUCGUUGAUGGUGGUGCAUGGAGAAGACAGGGGUCAGUCGGUAUGAGUGGCAGUGGCAUGGGGUAUCCUGAUUUUUUGAUCCCCGAGGGUGAGGCGCCCAAGGUCAAGCUGUAA
Molecule: messenger RNA, 894 nt
Organism: Metarhizium album ARSEF 1941
Lineage: Eukaryota; Fungi; Ascomycota; Sordariomycetes; Hypocreales; Clavicipitaceae
Product: sporulation protein SPS19
Exons: 4
Coding region: 1-894 (297 amino acids)
Biological process (GO): fatty acid catabolic process
Molecular function (GO): 2,4-dienoyl-CoA reductase (NADPH) activity
Source: RefSeq, a predicted model, not a curated record